GCUGCGAGAGAGGGAGGGAGGAGGGAGGAGGAGGAGGAGGGAGCAGGGGGCUGAGCUGAUCCCACGUGUGACGCUUUCAUUCCCGGCUCAGUAAUAUUCUCAUAGCGGGGCUUUGCAUAUCUCCAGCCCGUAUCUGUGUGUGUCCGUCACUGUUACUGUAGUCCCAGCCGAUAGUUUUUUGGAAUAGACAUGGAAGGAGACGGGAGUCAAGCCACAUCCGGAAGCCUAAGCGACUCCCAGCAUGACCCGGGUAAAAUGUUUAUCGGUGGCCUCAGCUGGCAGACCUCACCAGACAGCCUUAGAGACUAUUUUAGUAAAUUCGGAGAAAUAAGAGAAUGUAUGGUGAUGAGAGACCCCACGACGAAACGCUCAAGAGGAUUUGGGUUUGUUACGUUUACAGACGCCGCCAGUGUAGAUAAAGUCUUAGCUCAACAACACCAUGAAUUAGACUCAAAGACGAUUGAUCCUAAGGUUGCCUUUCCCCGUCGCGCCCAGCCUAAGAUGGUCACAAGAACAAAGAAAAUAUUUGUGGGUGGCUUGUCAGCCAAUACAGUAGUGGAAGAUGUGAAGCAGUAUUUUGAACAGUUUGGGAAGGUUGAUGACGCCAUGCUUAUGUUCGAUAAGACUACUAACAGACAUAGAGGAUUUGGUUUCAUAACUUUUGAGAGUGAAGACAUCGUAGAGAAAGUCUGUGAAAUUCAUUUUCAUGAAAUCAAUAACAAAAUGGUAGAAUGUAAGAAGGCCCAGCCCAAGGAGGUGAUGUUCCCACCAGGUACACGAGGGCGAGCCAGGGGUCUGCCCUACACCAUGGAUGCCUUCAUGCUGGGGAUGGGCAUGCUGAGUUACCCUAACAUUGUGGCGACGUACGGCCGUGGAUACACUGGAUUCGCACCCAGCUACAGCUACCAGUUCCCUGGCUUCCCAGCGACAGCAUACGGACCGGUGGCGGCGGCGGCGGUAGCAGCAGCGCGUGGCUCAGGUAGGGGGGCCCGUGGAAGAGGCGGCUACUUGGCGUACCCACAGAGCACAGGGCCAGGCCUCCCCGAUUAUGGGUUUUACUCUACGCCCAGUGACCAGAGGGGGGGGCCCUGCUCCUUUGCUGACUAUGGCUCCCUGGGGCCCCAAGCGGCUCAGAUGCUGCACAGUGAGCAUGCCACCUCCGCCUGCAACUCCCCCCUCCAGCACCUACACAGCCCGGAUCAGUUUAAGAACCCAGGCGCCAACCCGUCAAGGCCCGGAGGUUUUCCUGGUGCUAACAGCCCAGGGCCUGUGGCCGACCUGUACGGACCUAGCAGCCAGGACUCCGCUGUGGGCAACUACAUCAGUGCUGCUAGCCCUCAGCCUGGCUCUGGGUUUGGCCCCAGCAUCACAGGCCCGUUGAUUGCAACAGCUUUUACAAAUGGAUACCAUUGAACAGGUGGCCGGUUGCCAUCUCAUCAGAGCAGAGUAUAUCUGGUGGCCCAGGAAAGACAGGACGAAGUUUCUAAUUGGCUUUGUGUGCAGGUGACGCUAAUCCAACUUCAAGCACUACGCUGUCACCCAGGAAAGAAAGUGGGAAACCAUACGAAGAAGAAAAGAAAAACGUUAGUCAUCUCAGAAAAAUAACAACUGCUGUACUAUAAUCCAAACCUCCUAUAACUUUACAACCUGGUUUGGUGUGAUGUUUCACGUCAAUCUCAUUCACCUGUUUCCUUCCUCUGUUCUAGCUUUUUGUUUUUUGAUUAGUUUUUAGAGAGUCAUUUUAGUUCGACCUUGAUUUGUGUCAUUUUAUUUGAUCUCCUGGUAUAUUUGUGUAAAUGGAUUUUGUUUGAAGUGCGGGCGGUGGGUGGGCGGGGGGGUCAUAGCCAAGAAUAUCUGCAAGUCAUGUCUUCAUCUUUGUAUGGGUCAGUGUAAAAGGAAAAACGAUGGGAUGUUCCUUUCAGUCUUCCCGCAAAAAAAGAAGCUUGGGGAAAGACGUGGAGAAAAAAAAAUUUAAAUUUUAAGGAAACUUUAAAGAAGGUAUCUAAGUAAUAAAUCUUAGUAGCUGUUUUAUUUCUUGUGAUGUCUCAUUGUUAACCAUAAUUACCUAUUUUUGGGCAAUACAAAGAGGACUCCAAUAUUUUUAUGGUCCUUUUUUAUAAGUGUUGUUUUUGUUGUUUAGAAAUAUAUAUAUAUGCUAUAACAAAUUUCAUAUAACUACAUUGUGAAUUCAAACUUGAGAAAAAGAAAUGUAGCUGUACAUAUUAUUCCAGUCACUGCAUAUAACCAACUCAGUGAGAGAAUAGCAUAUUUUUGUGAUGGUGUGUCAAAAAGAACAUGUUAUAGCGUGUGAAUAGAAGACAAAGCUGUAAACAGUUACAUUAUACGUUUUGUUUUGUUUUGUUCCUGCUGGAAAGACGGCGGCGUCACGACCCCACGAGACAAACAGACACACACCUGCUCUGUAAAUACUGAAGCUGAAUAAUUUUACAAAGUGUCAUACCAGCAAAUUUACACACAGCGAGUUGAGAGUUAACACGGUUUUAAGAAAUAAAUAAGAAAAAAAAAAGACAAGAGCCUGAUCUUUUUGUCAAACUGUUAGGAUAUCAGUAUCAUUUCAAAGAGAGAGAGAGAAGAAGAAGAAGAAAAAGACAAUUAAAUCCAAAGCACACUGUACUUAGAUGUGAUGAUUAGAACUUGAACCAAGCAUUUUCCAGUGCUCUGUGCAUCCCGACACUUUUAUACUCUUGAGAGGAACUUGUUAGUCGUUCGUUACUGUUUGUUUCAUCCUGCUCGUUCCUGAUUCACACGUUUUAUUUAAUUUUUUUGGAACACAAUAACUCGGGCUCUGUGCGAGAGCCCCGAUGUGAUUGCUGAAUCGGUUCCUUUUUUUGAAAGAUUUAGGAAAGUAAACAUUUUGAUACCAUACCUCAGCCUUCGUGAGUUCGAUCGUGGAAUCAUUGGCAGGUUUAAUUUAUUCUGUAUAUGUGGCGAGACAGAUGAAAACACUGAACGGUAAUAAAGUGAGUAAUCAUUGCACUGUGAGUAGUGAAGUACAGGCCAUUUUCCUAUUUGCACAUGUAUAUGUUGGCUUUCUAAACGAAAAAACGGCCCUGUGCUUUGGGAUAGUAUGAAGGAUUUUUGGGUUAACGUAUUCUCGACUCGACAAACGCUUCAAGUUAAGUUUUGAGGUGAGUUAACAGCUUGGGAAAUAGUAACUGAUAUGUUGCAGUGUACAUUUCUUUCUUCAUAUAUUAGACCCAUGCAUCAUCUAAAGAUAUUUAUACAGGGUCGAUAGAUGACACUGAAUUAUUCGCUCUCUGCCGCUGCACCAGCUUUUACACAGAACGCGUGGCUAAUAAUUUCUGCUGAUUUUGUAGUAGUAAGCUCCGGUCCGGUUUUUAGCGUCAUUGAACGGAACGAAUGGUGUGUACUCUGAAAAAAUAACUUUACCUGCUGCAGAUGUGUUUGUUGUUUUCAUUUCUACCCACUUGUCUCAUUUCUUUUUGAUUUUAAAACAACCAGGUAAA
Molecule: messenger RNA, 3488 nt
Organism: Paralichthys olivaceus (Japanese flounder)
Lineage: Eukaryota; Metazoa; Chordata; Actinopteri; Pleuronectiformes; Paralichthyidae
Product: RNA-binding protein Musashi homolog 2
Biological process (GO): central nervous system development; regulation of translation
Cellular component (GO): cytoplasm
Molecular function (GO): mRNA binding
Source: RefSeq, a predicted model, not a curated record